AUGGGCAACGCAGCGUCGGGGCAGAUCGAGCACACCGCGGGCCACCCCCCUCGCGUGCCGUCGUCCUCGCCGCCGCCGAGCAGGGUGCCCGUCCACCGCUCGCUCAGGACAAAAAAGAAAUCACUGGAGCUGCCCGACCUGGCCAGCCUGACGCUGACGGCCCAAGACCCCCGCUCAAAGGCGAGCUCGCCCAUCCCCAUCCCGGCCGGCGCCCAGCCCAUAGGCGCCGGCGGGCACACCCGCACCGUCGCCCUCCCCAGCACAUCCGAGCUUUACCGCGCACCACGCGCAAGUCGCCACGCUCCCACCCCGCCCCCGCC
Peniophora sp. CBMAI 1063 is the source of this 320-nucleotide messenger RNA. NCBI's taxonomy places the organism in Eukaryota, Fungi, Basidiomycota, Agaricomycetes, Russulales, Peniophoraceae. The record is from the annotation of a GenBank genome assembly.